Messenger RNA from Oryza sativa Japonica Group (Japanese rice), 5675 nucleotides. Lineage: Eukaryota; Viridiplantae; Streptophyta; Magnoliopsida; Poales; Poaceae. The record is from RefSeq and is a predicted model, not a curated record.
AACACACAAGGCAAUGCAGCGGAAACCCACCGCAACUCCGCAUUCCGCAAGCCAAGAUCAAAAGUUGGCGUAUCAAAACAUUUUGAAAACCAAAAAAUUCGUCUUCAACCUCCUGCUCCCCUCGCUUCGUUCUCCGCCGCGCCAUUCGCCAUGAGGACCCGCUUCCUCGCCACCGACUACUUCGCGCCGUCCUCCUCCUCCGCCGCCGGCAAAGCGCUAGCCCUAGAGUUCUUCAGCUUCCCCUCUCUCCCCGUCCCCGCCCUUCCUCCCGAUCCCCACUUCCUCCCGUUCACCUCCGCCGACGAACUCCCAGCCGCCACGGUCGCCGACGAUGGUCUCGGCCCUCUCCCCAUCGCCUCCGCGCUCUCCGAUUUCCUCGCCGCGGUUAUCCCGCAGGCCCUGCCUGUGCCGACUGUGCCCGCGGCCGACGAGGUAUUGGACGACUUCCUGUACGACAGAGGCGGAUACGGCGAGGAUUUCAGCUCAUGGGAGUUUGGUGCAUUCAGAAUCCCUAAGGGGUAUGGCGUGAUCAACCGCGAGAAGGAUGAAAAGGGGGAGGGCUCUAGAUCAGACGGUCUGGAGAUCUCCUCAGUUAUGAAGAGGUGGGAACAAUUGAAGGAGCUUAGAUUUGAGGUUGUAGAGGUGGAUCUCCUAAUGGCUUUGCAAGAAGACAUUGCAUCCUUUGGUGAAGAGGAGUCUGGUGGUGGUGUCACGUUGUUGCUUCGUGUUCCAGAUAUGAAAAUCCAUUUGGAUUUCAUUGAUAUUGAGACCGACAUAAAAAUAAGAUAUCAAUCUGAUCUUCCAGAGUCAGUGUAUCAAGUAGAAAAGGUCCCUGUAAAAGACAAUGAUGGCAAUGGCCAUUCUUCUCUGAGAGAAGACUGCUGCUUGGAGAUUGCAGCACUAGAUCAUGGUGCAGUAAUACCUCGAUUGGAAGUAAGUAGGAAUUCUUGGGAGCUCGACGAUUGUCUGACUGAGACUGACAGAUACGGUGUUUUUGAUAAUGUUGUUAGACACUUGGAUGAAGCACAGAUUCAGCAUUCAGUGUUUAAAUCAACCGAGUUCUUGAGAUCAACUGACAUGGACAUGCUGACCUUUGUUUGUGAAGAUGCACCAUGCCAUGACAUUCAAGUAGAUAAACCAGCAGAAAUCAAAGCUGCAGUAGAAAUGGAUGUUGUGAGGAUCAAUGGCAAUAUUCUGCUUGAGAAAAAUUCAGCACUCUACCCUCUCAAGCCUGAUGGCACCUGUUCAGACUUGCCUUGCUCCAUUCUUUUAGAGGAGGUACAGAUCAUUGAUUUUCCUUCAGAUAAUGUAUUCAAAAUGCUUGUUCAGUCAGAGACAAAUAAGAUGAAUAUAUCUGAUGAAAUAUUCAAAGAUGAUUUUGAUCCAGCAAGACGUUUGUAUGAAUCAAUGGUUAGCUGCGAGUUAGCACUGGUUGAUGAUACAUUUAGGUCAUUGCCUACACCUAUUUUAAAUGAUGAUAUAGCAGUUAGGUCUAGGGUCCCUCCCAUUCAAGAAAUACUAUGCUCCCUAAAACCACACCCUCUAUCAGCAUCUGAUGGAAUUUAUUUGGAUUGGCAUCUCUUACUGGAAGGACCAUGCAACCGGGAGAUUUGUUGUUCUUAUGCAAGCAUGGUUGAGGAGGCAAAAACUUGCCAUUUAAGUUCUGAGCUGCAAAGGAGUUGUCAGAGUACAUCAGUAUUUGUUAGCGAUUUUCUGGAGGAUUUUCAGAGAAGUCCAAAGCUUCAAGAUGAGGAUAAACAUAGCGAUAUUUAUGUUCCUGCCCCACUGUCUCAUGAUCCACAAAAAUUGGAAGCAACUCAAAAAUGCGAACAAGAAGGUGGUACUAGAAACCAUAGUUCCAUGAAAAGACCGAGUCCAGAAAAGUCAUCUUCCUUCCCUGAGUUAAUAUCACAUUCUGGUGACCUAAAUUUUUACUUAAACGUCAGAAGUGCCACUAAGAGUGGAACCAAUAAUGAGAAUACUUCUACUUUAGAUGUCCCGCAUUCAGAAGAGCAAGCAUUAUCUCUUUCAACCAGGGCUAAGGUUGACAAACUCAUAGAAAUUCAUCCUGUCAGCCCCUCAAAUCUUAUUCAAGGCCUUAUAGAACAAAUCCAUGCAAGCUAUACAUCUGCUCUGCAAGAAAGCACAUAUUGGAGGCAUUCUUUCUCAGAUGAGCAAGGUUUAGGAAUCUCAAAGCAGAAACUUCUUGAACUGAUAACGGGAGAAGGUUCAGAAGGCUCGUACAAUCACUGCGAACACAAAGAUAAGAUGGAACUCAUUGUACUGUAUGCAUUAAAGCAGGUUGCAUAUUACUUAUGUUUCUUUGGUCUGCAUGCGGCCCAUUUGUACAUUAGCAACCUGACUAGAAGCUUGGAAAACACUCCUGAGAGGUUAAAACAUAUUCUAUGGUCCAUUUCUGAAGCACAGAGGAAAUCUGAGAGGCAACUGUUUGAAUCUCAUCCGUCAUUGUCAUGCAUUGAGACUAUCCUGAGAUCUAAUAAACAAAUCGACCAAAAGAUCCUUAUAGUUGCUGAUAGAGCUUUCUGGCUGCCACUGGGUCAAAAGCUAGCAUCCAUGAGGAUGACAUUUGUUGAGUUUGGACAAAACCCUGCAACAACUUUUGUGGAUCUGGUGAACAAGACAAACUCUACAGCUUGGGUGCUGGAAGAAUUACUGAAAUCAGAUUGCAUUCUGCUAGAUAACAAGAACAUUCCAGCUUCAUUCCCUUUUGACAAGUUUGGCAUCAUACUGGAAUAUGGAGGCCCGAAUAAAUCAUCUACCUUGUUAUCUCUCGCUCCUAAAUUAGAUGGUUUGCCACCUCUGCAUUUCCUCUAUGUCAAAGUUGAUGGCAAGGACUUUCCAGCUGCUCUAGUCGAGGACAACCAUAAAGACCAGGAUUUGAAAUCUACAUUGGAUAAAGUUUUGCUUACACUUCAGAAGGAUUUGCAGGAGAGGAUGAAUAAAAUGCGUAUUGUUGAUUCGUUAAACUUCAUACCAGCAACAAAUCAACUGCAAGGUCUUCAAGAAAAACGGAGCAAACAUUUUGCUGCUGAUGCUACAAAAGAACUGCUUCCAGAUGAUCAACCACACAGAUUACAAAAUCUUAACAAGAAGAAUACUUUUGAUUCACAUAACGUUGUGCUUGCUGAUGAACAGCUACAUAUACAGCAAACACUGAGUAAUAAACCUGUUGUCAAUUCACAAUGUGUACCCACAGUUGAGAAGAGUAGCUCUACUUCUUCUGUAUCUGCCAAUGUGCUGAAAGACCCUCAAGAGAAUCAGUCCACUACUGACUUACCUUCCUGUGUGAAAAAUGACUGCAUCAUGCCAGGAAGACUGUCCGUCCCAGAUGUAGUGAUAGUUGUAAAUACUGGAAAUCAUGGAAAGACGAUGCUUGUUUCGCGAAGAUCAUCUUAUCAGCAGAUACUAGCUCUGGAGAAAGGAGGAAUGCAGGUCGUGGAGCGAGAUAUUGAUCUGCCUGUGGAUCUGAUACUCAGUGCUGCUGUCUGCCUAGUAUGGUAUGAGACUGCGCUCUUUGAGGCCAAUGAACUAACAACAUCAGCAGAGACAUCUGGUAUAAAAGAAAAUGUAGAGAAUAUUGCGACCAACAUUCUGAUGUCAGUUAGUUUCUCUUUCACUGGCUGCAUCAUGGUCUUUGAGGGAGAAGCUGACUUCCUUUCUGCUGUAAUGGACUCAUCUGAUUCAUUGUAUACUGCAGCUGCUAGUUUGGACAUGAACUUGCAGCUGUUCUUCUCACACACACCCAGGUCAACAGAUGAAAUAAUUCUCAAUUGCAUUACAAAUGUGACUAGCUGUUAUAAAGCUCCUCUUCCAGAUAUACCUGAAUCAGAAAGCCUGGCUGAAUCAUUUCUCACAAGUUUCCCUUCCAUCAAUCCCGUGUCUGCAUAUAUGUUACUUUCUUCUGGAGGCAGCCUUGUGGAGUUCCUCAGUUGGCCACAUGAGCGCCGUAUUCAAGCAGUUGGAAAGUAUCUUUUGUCUCCAAAGAUCAUUUCCCUAUUUAAUGCUUUGUGCAAAUUUGGUGAGUUAGGUGAAUCAAGGUCUGUAAUGACUGAAUGCUCUUCAGUCGAUUCAGAUAUCAGUAGUGCAUUCCUGCAGUCUCCGAGGAAAAGGAAACAGCGUUCAUUGCAGGCUUGUGCAGUACCAACUAAUAAGCUCCUCUUUUCUGAUUCUCUAAACCAAAUACCUGGUGACUAUGCAGAACAUGCUGAGGUAUUCUCACCUUCUAAGUUGAGGAAGUUCUCUGACAUGGAUAAUACAAUUCCCGAGCUCCCAGAUGUCUUUACAUUCGACGAAAGUUUGAAUAUGAGAAGUGAGGGAUUCUCUUAUCAACAAAAGAAGCAUGAUGUGGAUGCAAUACCUGGUAAUCAAGUCAUUAAUGAUGAUUUCAGCAAUGGAUUGACACCAAAUAAUCAAGCAUAUAACAGAAGGACUGGCAAUAUGGUGGACACAUUCGACUUACCCUGGCAACCUGAAUUUGGUGGUACGCAUCCAAGCAAAAGCACUUUUCACACAAGCAGACCAUCUUGCAGCAGAACUCAUAGCAAUCCAGUAUUUUCAACUGCAUUUGAGAUCAACGAUGAUCCUGGUGAGUGGAACAUUUCAGGAGGUACAAAACAAACAUGGAAGGGGCUUGCACAUGGAGGUACUGUAGACGACUCUUACAGAUAUGAUAUGGACAACAGAUAUCAUGAACCAAGAGAUGAAAUUAUGCAACAUCCAGCAAGUUCGCUUGCUUUUCAGAAACUAGAUUUUGGUAGCCAUGCAACUUCACAGGGGUCAUGCUGGGAAAUUGAUUAUCUAAGGCAAAUGAGUGCAAAGAGAAAAGCACGUCAGGAGAGAUCUAGAUGUAGUAAUUCACCAGGUAUGUCGAUCCCAAGAAUGAGAGAUAGCAACUCAAAGAUUCUAAAUCCUCCACCUAAAGAAUCCUUCAGAUACCGAGGAGAUAGAGACACUCCUUCGAGGGACCAGAGCCCUUCAAUUGGGACUCAGCAUUAUGGGAAAGGCAAGGAAGGAGCUAAAGCACAGAAUCGCAGAGCAAGGAAAGAUUUCAAUGUACAACCAACAAGUCACAAAAAGAGGAUAGAACCGUCCAUUGAUCCAACAUGGACUCCUAUUGACAAGAGAGCAAGACAGAAACUUUCAUUUGUUACAUAUGGGAAGGAAAAACAGAGCAAGCUGGUCUGGCGAAACCAGAACAGCCCUGGUGUUGGGUGUGGCUUCCGGAAAAGAUUCCGAGAGGAAGGUACGUAGAUUAUCAUGUCAGGUCAGAUAAGCUCCCUGUGCCCUAUCCUCAAAUAGAUUUCGAGAGGAAAGUACGUAGAUUUUCAUGUCAGGUCAGAUAAGCUCCCUGUCCCUGUAUCCUCAAAUUUAAGUUGCUGGUGUUUUAUUUUGUAAAGAUAUUCCAUGAAGAUAUGUCUAAACUCUUAACUUACGUAAAGAAGUGAUUUACACCUAAAAGCCGCUCAUGCAUUCAAAAGCACUGGCGGUAUAGGUUAAAUGGUAUAUUGAAUAGGCUAACUUUUCGAGACCAGUGCCUUUAGUCACAAGACAUUGCCUGGAGGAUAUUUUCUAGCGUAGUUUGCAUGAGUUUUUCGUUUUUGUGUUGCUUCCUUCUUCCCUUCUGCUUGUAAACUUCUAUUUUAUCCUCUUUAUUA